AUGUCUACACUCACCCACGGCGGCAGAAUUGUGCCUAUACUCACGAGUCAUGAACAACAUCACCGUGAACUCGACUCUUCCUCCUCACCCUCGCGCUUCCUAGACUCGCAACUUCUCCAACAAGAACCUCUCCAACAAGAGACAGAGACCUCGCUGCUGGAUCAGCAAUUAAAUCACGAAAUGACGCGUCGUGGCAAGAAAGCCGAUCACGCCUCUCUGGAGAUGUCAUGUCUAAAGGAACGCGGGCUAGUUGCGAUACCAACUGAGGGUGAUGGGAAUUGUCUCUACUACUCACUCUCCGAUCAGCUCUUUGGCAACUUCAACCAUGGCGACGAGAUCCGGCACAAGCUCGCGGACCACAUGGCUGCCAACAAGAGCUACUUCAUGCAAUUUGUGGUUGCUGAAGGUGGUGAGCGCCGGCGCCCCCGAAGAGCUGCGGUCUCGGCUUACGCGACUCGGUCUGUAAACUCGUCCGCUCCCUCAGUGGAUGAUAAGGAACAACGAUUUGCAGACAUGAUCGCAUCAACCCGCAAGAACGGCGAGUGGGGAAGCUCAGAACACCUUCAAGCCUUUUGUCAAGUCUACCGUGUAGACAUCAACGUCUACACGGUAAGUGGUGUUCAAGCUUUCAGAGAUGUGAAUGCUCCCUCCGAUGAGCACAGGGAUGUUAUUCACGUGGCCUUCCAUGACUUCAAACACUACUCGUCAGUGAGGCCAGUGAAUGGCACGCACAAGGGCCUGAUGACAGUGAAGUCAGACCAGGCCGCUGCACUGCCAUGCUCACAACUGGAGGACAGCAAGCCAUCGACCCCGAAGCUUGCGGAUGUUGCCUGCUCGGACUCGAAAGGAGCAGUAAGCGAUGAGAAGGAAGUGCCGCCCUCCCCCAAGGUCUCUCCGUCCCCGGAGCCCGCGGAUCUUGCCCGCUCUGAUACCAAAGAAGCCGCAAGCGACAACAAGGAAGUUCCGCCUCCCCGGAAGACCUCCCCAGCCCAUGAGCUCGAGGAUGGUCAAAGCACAAUCGCGGCGGUCCCCACUGGCUCUUCUUCCUCUGAAAGUCAGCCGACAAGUCCAGACCUUGCGGUCGAUGUGUUUCCUCCUUGGGACAUCCAGUCCAUCCAGGAUGGACUCGGAGGACGAUAUGACCGAGAAACCAUCAUCGACAUGCUGCAGAAAUGUCGAGGGGACAUCGAUCGAGCAUUCGCCGCUCUGCUUGGGGAAAAGGAGAGUGACCCGGAGAAAGUUUCAUUUCCCGGGCCCAAUUUCAAGCCCUGUCUGCAAGCUUCCAGGGAAUCAUCACCUGUCAGUACCGGCAGCAAGCGUUCUGCAGACGACAGUGAUGAUUCAGAAGACCAUGCCUCAACAGUCCGACAAGGCCGCACAAAAAAGAGGAUGGUAUCAAACCUCACCCUGGGAGUUGGCAUCUUAUUCCGUGAUGAGCAGAACGAGGUUUUGUCCCUCAAUCUACACGUGAAUAGUGACAAAGACAAGGCCAAGGACAAGAAAAUGAAAGGCACGCCACUUCGUGAGAGUACGGUGUCAGGUCUGCCCCAGGAGCAGCCUGAGCAACCCGAGCAGCCCACGCCACCCAACCCAAAGGGUCUCCGAAGAAGUGGUCGAAAGUCCAAGGCUCGGCUGGCUUGA
This is a messenger RNA of Penicillium diatomitis, 1641 nucleotides long. RefSeq names its product OTU domain-containing protein. Gene Ontology annotation, biological process: protein deubiquitination. Lineage: Eukaryota; Fungi; Ascomycota; Eurotiomycetes; Eurotiales; Aspergillaceae. The transcript has 3 exons. Gene Ontology annotation, molecular function: cysteine-type deubiquitinase activity. Bases 1 to 1641 code for a protein of 546 amino acids. The record is from RefSeq and is a predicted model, not a curated record.